Messenger RNA from Capra hircus (goat), 2966 nucleotides. It is a transcript of the gene STAC, whose product is annotated as SH3 and cysteine rich domain. Gene Ontology annotation, biological process: positive regulation of protein localization to plasma membrane; positive regulation of voltage-gated calcium channel activity; skeletal muscle contraction. NCBI's taxonomy places the organism in Eukaryota, Metazoa, Chordata, Mammalia, Artiodactyla, Bovidae. The record is from RefSeq and is a predicted model, not a curated record. The transcript is spliced from 11 exons. The coding region runs from base 212 to 1345 and encodes 377 amino acids. Gene Ontology annotation, cellular component: extrinsic component of cytoplasmic side of plasma membrane. Gene Ontology annotation, molecular function: transmembrane transporter binding.
GCGCGCUCUCCCCCAGCCCGGGCGGGCGCCGGGAGGUGGGCAGGGCCGGGGCGGGGGCGAGGCCGGAGGAGGGCGCGGCGGCGCCUCGGCGAGGAUGGGAGUCCCCGGCCUCAGAAGCUGAGCGAGCCUGCGCGCGGCGGGGAGGGCGCUCCGGAGGGAGGCGAGCCUCGCUGUUCCUCCGGGAGCCCAACACCGUUCCCGCGCCGCCACGAUGAUCCCCCCGAGCGGCGCCCGCGAGGACGGCGUGGACGGGCUGCCCAAGGAGACGGCGAGCGCCGAGCAGCCGCCCUCUCCUGCAUCCACCGGCAGUCAGGAAUCCAAGCUCCAGAAACUAAAACGAUCACUUUCUUUCAAGACCAAGAGUUUACGGAGCAAAAGUGCUGACAACUUCUUCCAGCGAACCAACAGCGACGUGAAGCUGCAGGCAGACGUGCUGGCGGAGGUCAGCCCCAGCUCCAGCCCGCUCCCUGCCCCCGGAAGCCUGACCUCCACACCCACCAGGGCCGGCCUGUACCCCAGCGGUGGCGGCAAGGCCCAUGCCUUUCAGGAGCACAUCUUCAAGAAGCCCACCUUCUGUGACGUCUGCAACCACAUGAUCGUGGGAACAAACGCUAAGCACGGACUGCGCUGCAAGGCCUGUAAGAUGAGCAUCCACCACAAGUGCAUGGAUGGCGUGGCACCCCAGCGGUGCAUGGGCAAGCUGCCAAAGGGGUUUCGGCGUUACUACAGCUCCCCCUUGCUCAUUCAUGAACAGUUUGGAUGCAUUAAAGAAGUUAUGCCCAUUGCCUGCGGCAAUAAGGUGGACCCUGUGUAUGAGACCCUCCGCUUCGGCACCUCGCUGGCCCAGAGGACGAAGAAGAGCAGCUCAGGCAGCGGCUCCGACUCGCCUCACAGAACCUCGACUUCAGAUCUCGUGGAGGUUCCCGAAGAGGCUGACGGGCCAGGAGACGGGUAUGACCUGCGGAAGCGGAGCAACAGUGUGUUCACGUAUCCAGAAAAUGGCACCGACGAUUUCAGAGACCAAGCAAAGAACAUAAACCACCAGGGACCUCUUUCCAAAGACCCAUUACCGAUGAACACCUAUGUUGCCUUGUACAAAUUUGUACCACAAGAGAAUGAAGAUUUGGAAAUGAGGCCAGGAGACAUGAUUACUCUUCUAGAGGACUCUAAUGAAGACUGGUGGAAAGGGAAAAUUCAAGACAGAAUUGGCUUCUUUCCAGCCAACUUUGUUCAGAGAGUACACCAAAAUGAGAAGAUUUUUAGAUGUGUUAGAACCUUCAUUGGGUGUAAGGAACAGGGGCAGAUAACACUGAAAGAGAAUCAGGAUGUCCAGAAACACGUGUGAAAGCAGUGGUGAUGUAGCUGAUACUGCUGAGGAACCGAAGGAAUUCAUGCCACAGGAAGUGACGAGGGGGUUUUCUUUAUCUGAGGAGGCACUGUUAGCUUUUGACAUGCAGGACCCGAACAUAGAAUGGUCCGCGAAGGUGGAAGCAGCUGUUCAGAAUGCAGUCCAGUGCUUCUGUGUCGUCUGCGAUGAGGAAAAAAGAACUACUUCCCAGACAUCGCUGGAUCAUGUUUUUCAAGAGGGUAGAUAGAAUUGAAUCCAGCAAGAAACCAGAACCAUCAGGGUCAGGUGUGAGCGAAAUUGCAGCUUGCCCUCCGUUUUCUAUUGCUGACGAUCCUUCGGCUCUACCAUCUCCCACCUUCUCUCCCUCCUCUAGUCAGUAACUCCUCUUACCUGUUUACGCAGUGCCGACUGCUGCACUGUACUGCUGUGCUUUUCAAGGUACUGUCCUGUAAAAGUGUCUUCUUUAUUUUUUGUGUUUCUUUUUUACGUGUUAUUUGCAUGGGAAGUAUCGGGUUGGCCCCAACGUUCCUUUUGUUUUUUUCAUAAGUUGGCGCUAGUAGUGCUUAGUGGUCUUUCACUUCAUUCAAAACAAUUUUGUUGGAUUGUAUAGUGUGACAUCUGUCGUGUCAGUGUGCAUUUUUUUAAAAAAUCAAAAUUGGUGAAUUUUUGUGUAGCAUUUUUAUAUUGAAGAUGGAAGUAAAAAGCAACAUUAUCAGCAUAUUAUGCUUUAUUAUUUCAAGAAAGAUAAAACCACGAUUGAAAUGCAGAAAAAGAUUUGUGCACUGUAUGGAGAAGAUGCUGUGACUGAUCAAAAGUGCCAAAAGUGCACUUUUGCACUUUUCAUCCUAGAGAUACCUCACUAGACAAUGCUCCACAGUCAGGUAGAGCAGUUGCAGUUGAUAGUGAUCAGAUCGAGACAUUAACUGAGAACAGUUAACGUUACACCACUUGGGAGAUAGCCAACAUACACAAAAUAUCCAAAUCUAGCAUUGAAAAUCAUUUGCACCAGCUUGGUUAUGUUCAUUGCUUUGAUAUUUGGGUUCCACAUAAGUUAAGUGAAAAUAACCUUCUUGACCAUAUUUCCACAUAUGUAACAAAAAUGUGUUCCAUUAACAAAUUGUGAGGAGCAAUGAAGUGGGUCCUGUACAAUAAUGUAGAAUGGAAGAGAUAGUGAACCACCACCAACCACACCUAAGGCUGCUCUUCAUUCAAAGAAGGUGAUGUUUUGUAUAUGGUGGGUUGGAAGAGACUCCUCUGUUAUGGGCUCCUCCAAGAAAAAGAAACAAUUAAGUCCAAGUACUGCUCCCAGUUAGACAAAAUGAAAGCACCACUUGAUGAAAAGCAUCUGAAAUUAGGCAACAGAAAACUCAGUCUCCCAACAGGAUAAUGCAAGACUGCACAUUUCUUUGAUAACCAGGCAAAAACUGUUACAGCUUGGCUGGAAAGUUAUGAUUCAUCUGCUGUAUUCACAAGACACUGCACCUUCAGAUGUCUAUUUAUUUCAGUCUUUACAAGAUUCUCUUAAUGGAAAAAAAGUUCAGAUCAUGGAAAGACUGUAAAAGGCACGUGGAAUAGUUCUUUGCUCAAAAAGAUAAAAAGUUGGGAAGAUGGAGGCAGA